Phytomonas sp. EM1 is the source of this 159-nucleotide messenger RNA. NCBI's taxonomy places the organism in Eukaryota, Euglenozoa, Kinetoplastea, Trypanosomatida, Trypanosomatidae. The record is from the annotation of a GenBank genome assembly.
AUGAUUAUUUUAUCCUGCUUUCCUUGCUUUUCUACUAAUGAUUACCAACUUAGUGUGCGAAAACUCUAUAAAUACUAUAAGACAAUUAACAGAAAAAAUCGUACAGACACUACUAAGCUUUUAGUUACACACAUUACUGAAAGGAUAAAGUCUUCUUAA